Messenger RNA from Uloborus diversus, 1359 nucleotides. Its product is annotated as histidine-rich glycoprotein-like. Bases 1 to 1359 code for a protein of 452 amino acids. The transcript is spliced from 3 exons. The record is from RefSeq and is a predicted model, not a curated record. Lineage: Eukaryota; Metazoa; Arthropoda; Arachnida; Araneae; Uloboridae.
AUGGCUGUGGAGUCGGACUUAGACUGGUUUUGGGGUGGAAAAAUGAAGUUGUGUGUCAUACUUUUGAUGGUUGCCGUUGCUUAUGUAGCAGCAGUGCCUCAUCCCGAAGUAGAAGAAAGGAAAGGUCACGAUGAGAAGAAAGUCAUCGUAAUCAAAGACAAAUCUGAGCAUCAUCACCAUCAUCAUCAUCACCACCACCAUCAUCACAAACACGAUCAUGGACAUAAACAUGGUCAUGAACACAAGCACGAACAUGGCCACAAACAUGAGCACGGACAUGAACAUAAACAUGACCACAAGCACGGCCAUGACCACAAACACGAGCAUGGUCAUAAGCAUGAGCAUGGACACAAACAUGAACAUGAACACAAGCAUGGCCAUGACCACAAGCACGAGCAUGGUCAUAAGCAUGAACAUGGUCAUAAGCAUAGCCACCUUCAUAAGCAUGGUCAUGAGCAUAAGCAUGGCCACGAUCAUAAGCACGAGCACGGACACAAACAUGAUCAUGAACAUAAACAUGAGCAUGGACACAAGCAUGGACACCAUCAUCAUCAUGCUCACAAACAUGGUCAUGGACACAAACAUGGACAUGGACACAAGCACGAGCAUGGACAUCAACAUGGACAUGAACACAAACACGGCCACGACCACAAACACGAGCAUGGGCACAAACACGAACAUGGUCAUAAACACGGACAUCAUCAUGCCCAUAAGCACGGUCAUGAACACGGACACAAGCACGGACAUGAGCACAAACAUGGCCACGAACACGGUCACAAACACGGACAUGAGCACAAGCACGGACACGAUCACAAGCACGAGCAUGGACACAAGCAUGAACAUGGUCACAAACACGGCCACGAUCACAAACACGAGCACGGGCACAAACACGAACAUGGUCAUAAACACGGUCACGAUCACAAACAUGGUCAUGAACAUAAGCAUGGCCACGGACACAAACACGGACACGAGCACGGUCAUAAACAUGGCCAUGGACAUGAACACAAAUGGUAUGGAAUCAUUGGUGGACAUCAUGGUCAUUCUCUUCAUAUUGAACCUCAUGGAUUUGAGCAGAAGGAAGUCGAAGAAAAUCACGGAUACGAAGCAGAACCUGAAAUUAUUCCCCAUAAAUUAGAAGAAGAGGAGCCUCAGAAAUUUGCCUACUUGGAGCAACAAGAGCAUGUUGAACCAGAGUUCGAUUCCCAUUUAGGUUAUGAAACUCAAUUGAAAAAUGAGCCACUUUUCCUUGGAAACAAAGGCUAUGGAAUUACUCAAGAAUACCGCAAAUUAGGAGGACAUGGUUUGUCCGGCGGUGAUCUUGGAAAAAUUGGAGGACUCUACAGUUUUCCAUCUCUUUAG